AUCAUUUCCAGUGUUCCCAUUCAUCAAUCAUCAUAACCCAUUCAUAAUCCCUCAAAAAGCUUCAAUCUUGAUUCAACUUCUUUGGGUUUCUGCUUUCGAAUUACCUUCUUCUUCUCAAUUUCUUGAAUUCCCAGACAUUGUUUGUUCUUAGCAGGAGCCAGAAGAGGAUGCCUCCAUGCGCUGGAUCUACGCUUCUCUCAAGUGGGUAUCAGCAGAAUUUACAGGAUUCAACAGUUUCUAACAUGGUCACCAUUGAUGUGGGUGGGCAGCUUUUCCAGACAACCAAACAGACCCUUAGCCAGGCAGGUUCUAAAUCCCUAUUCUCAAAAUUGGUGAAUUCCUAUGGCUCAAUCCCUUUUGUUGAUAGAGACCCAGAGCUUUUUUCCAUUCUGCUUUCCCUCCUUAGAACUGGGAAUCUCCCUUCAAGAGCCAAGGCUUUUGAUAUCCAAGAUCUUAUUUUUGAGUCCCAGUUCUAUGGUGUAGAGCAACUCCUCAUUAAUUCCCAAUCAAACCCAUCCCAGUUUGACCCUUUCAACCUUGAGAAAUCAAUGGUUUUGCCUUUGAAUGGUAGGGAUUCACCUGCCUCAAUCUCCACAACCCAAUUUGGGUCAGUUCAUGUUGCCCAUGGUAGCAAAGUCAGCUCCUUUGAUUGGGCUUUGCAGAGGAAAUCCACCAUUUUGACCCAAUUUUCUGCCAUUGAUUCCCUGCUGGCUUUGUCCUCAAACAUUGUGGCUGCUGGUGCCACAGAUUUCUCAGGCCUGCAGAUUCUUGAUGUUGACAAGGGUUUUGUUACACAAACUCUGAACUGGGAAAAUGUGACUAGGUCUGGCUCAACUGUUCAGGCAAUUGGGUCAUCAGAUGAGUAUCUAUUCACCAGUUUCGAGUCUGGGAGGCGAAAUUCCAAUUGUAUUAUGGUGUAUGAUCUUAGAGAUGAUUUUAGGCCUGUCACUGAGAUUGGCCAUUAUGAAAUCUUUGGUGCUGAGCUUGAUUCUGCCAUUCCUGCCACAAAGCUGAGAUGGAUUCCUGGCCAUAAUCUCCUUAUGUCUGCUGGCUCUCACAGUGGGCCUUCUGGUGUUUCAGGCACCAUUAAGUUUUGGGACUUGAGGUCUGGCAAUGCAGUUUGGGAAGUCAAGGAAAAAGUGGAUUGCUUCUCAGAUGUUACCAUUUCAGACAGCAUGUCUGCAAUGUUUAAAGUCGGUGUGCAUUCCGGGGAGGUGUUCUAUGCUGACUUCAGAAAUAUUGAUGCAGAAAACCCUUGGGUUUGUCUCGGGGACGAGAGGAAGUCUUUGAACAAAAAGAAGGAAGGCGUCGGAUGCAAGAUUGAAAGCCAUGGAAACCAAGUGUUCUGCAGUAAAGGAAGCAGCAUUGAGCUGUGGUCAGAGGUUUUGAUUGGUUCUGCCAAGGAAGGCGAAGACAGGAUCUUCAGGAAGAACUCGAUGGGGAGGGCUAACGAUACCUCUGCCAACAAGAUCACACAUAUGAGCUUCGGGGGAAACAAAAUGUUCGUUACUAGGAAGGAUCAGCAAUUCGUCGAGGUUUGGCAGAACUCGGUUACCAGAUUUUGAUCUCACAGUGUGCAUACAUGGUUGCCAGAAGUUGAAACCAUGUUACUUGCUUGCAAUUGUGUACAUAAAUUUAUAGUUUGUGAAUCUUUCAACACAUUCAAAUGUUUAUUCAUGUAUCUAAUGUUGGUGGAAUAUAUUUGAUUCAUUUUUUUCCAAUUUCAUGUUUUUCUUUGUA
Ipomoea nil (Japanese morning glory) is the source of this 1740-nucleotide messenger RNA. RefSeq names its product BTB/POZ domain-containing protein At5g41330-like. Gene Ontology annotation, biological process: protein homooligomerization. The transcript has a single exon. Bases 168 to 1565 code for a protein of 465 amino acids. NCBI's taxonomy places the organism in Eukaryota, Viridiplantae, Streptophyta, Magnoliopsida, Solanales, Convolvulaceae. The record is from RefSeq and is a predicted model, not a curated record. Gene Ontology annotation, molecular function: protein binding.